Messenger RNA from Heteronotia binoei (common prickly gecko), 3546 nucleotides. It is a transcript of the gene CSGALNACT2, whose product is annotated as chondroitin sulfate N-acetylgalactosaminyltransferase 2. Lineage: Eukaryota; Metazoa; Chordata; Lepidosauria; Squamata; Gekkonidae. Gene Ontology annotation, molecular function: glucuronosyl-N-acetylgalactosaminyl-proteoglycan 4-beta-N-acetylgalactosaminyltransferase activity. Gene Ontology annotation, cellular component: Golgi cisterna membrane. The transcript has 8 exons. The coding region runs from base 674 to 2299 and encodes 541 amino acids. The record is from RefSeq and is a predicted model, not a curated record.
UUUCCCUCGCUGCCUCACAGGAAGUGGGGCCGCUGCUGGAGGAGAGCUGGAGGAAGGCGGCGGAGAAGGAGCUGCAGGAGGCGAGGCUCUUCUUUAAUUUUGCUGAUUCAGAUUGUGAAGCAGUGGGAGAGAGAAGCACAGCGCCAGAGAGAAAUAUCUCAGACCGUCCAGCAAAAAUUACAGCUACAUCAUUGAUGUUUCUUAUGGGCCACAUAAAUGGACAAGAGCAACGAGUGGCCAUGACUGUAAGAAAGCCCAGAAGCUGAGAUCGGGUUUUUUUCUUUGCACUUUAUAUGUCUCAGAAUUUGAUGACACGUUUUCAGCCGGCCGCUUUCAGAAAAUGAAGGCAUUAUGAGCCCUUCAUAGCUCCCAUCGUGUGCUUAGACAAAUUGCCAUGAACAUAAUGGAGGCUGUACCUGACAGGUUAGACUGUAGCUACAUGCAGUAAUGGAAAAUGUAAUAAUACUGGAUUUGGGACUCUCUACAGUAUUGCUUGAACAAGACAAGAUUUUUUGAGGGGGGACAAUGGCUCGCACAGAAAUGGAUGUACUUGGGCAUUGGCGAGAGUUGUUUUGAAUCCUCUUUGAAACCAUGUCUCCUUGUGAGUAACACAAGCAAGAGAUGACCAAAAUUAUCAGCUGCUUAGUUGGAAGACAACGAACGGGUUCUGAGAAUGCCCAGAAGGGGCUUCCUGUUUCAAGCCAGGACUCGAUGGCUAUUGGUUGGUCUUGCUUUACUCUUAAGUCUGUUGCUCUUCAUGUAUCUUCUCGAGUGCGCUCCCCAGACAGACGGCAAUGGCUCCCUUCCGGGCAUCGUAGGGGAGACUUUUGGCAAAGAACACUACCAAGCCCUUCUGCAGGAACAAGAGGAGCAUUACCAGACCAGGGCGAUGAGCCUCAAGCGGCAGAUUGCCCAGUUGAAGCAGGAGCUCCAGGAAAUGAGCGAGAAGUUGAAAUUAUUACAGGAGAAAAAAAGCCCUAAAGUCAGCAGCAUGGGCUACCCGGCCACCAAAGAGCAAACGCCCAACGAUCUCCUAGAAUAUUUGCAUUCUCAGAUCGAUAAAGCAGAAGUGAGCAUGGGGGCCAAACUGCCUAGCGAGUACGGCGUCGUCCCCUUUGAAAGCUUUACCUCGACGAAGGUGUUCCAGUUGGAGAUGGGGCUCACGCGGCACCCGGAGGAGAAGCCCGUCAGGAAAGAUAAGCGAGAUGAGCUGGUAGAAGUAAUUGAGGCUGGCCUCGAGGUAAUCAAUAACCCAGAUGAAGAAGAUGGACAAGAUGAAGAUGAUGAAAUAGGGGAGAGACAGCUGUACAGUGAAAACGAUUUCGUGGAAGGCUAUUACCGCACUGAGAGAGACAAAGGGACACAGUAUGAGUUGUUCUACAAGAAGGCAGAGGAUAUGGAGUACAAGCAUGUCACCCUCUUCCGUCCCUUUGGGCCCCUAAUGAAAGUAAAGAGUGAAACUGUGGACAUUUCCAGGUCCAUAAUCGACAUUAUUGUUCCCCUCGCUGGAAGGACAGAAGUUUUUGCCCAGUUCAUGCAAAACUUCAGGGACGUGUGCAUUAAUCAGGACAAGCGGAUUCACCUCACUGUAGUAUAUUUUGGCCAAGAAGGGCUUUCUGAAGUCAAGAGUAUCUUAGAGUUGGUUGCUAGAGAUACGAACUUUCAUAAUUACACACUUGUGUCCUUGAACGAAGAGUUCAAUCGUGGCCGAGGGUUAGAUGUCGGCGCCAGAGCCUGGGAGAAAGGCGAGGUCCUGAUGUUCUUCUGCGACGUUGAUAUUUAUUUCACAGCCGAGUUCUUGAAUAGCUGUCGCUUGAACGCCGAGCCAGGCAAGAAAGUUUUCUACCCCGUGGUGUUCAGCCUUUAUAAUCCUGCCAUUGUCUACGCUAAUCAAGAUGUGCCACCCCCCGUGGAGCAGCAGUUGGUGCACAAAAAGGACUCUGGCUUUUGGCGGGAUUUUGGCUUUGGGAUGACCUGUCAGUAUCGAACAGACUUCUUGACUGUCGGAGGAUUUGACUUGGAAGUCAAAGGCUGGGGCGGAGAGGAUGUCCACCUCUACCGGAAGUACUUGCACAGCGACCUGGUGGUGGUCAGGACUCCGGUGCCGGGCCUCUUCCACCUCUGGCACGAGAAGCACUGCGCCGACGAAUUGACUCCCGAGCAAUAUCGCAUGUGCAUUCAGUCUAAAGCCAUGAACGAGGCGUCUCACUCUCACCUCGGGAUGCUGGUCUUCAGGGAGGAGAUCGAGGCUCACCUGCGUAAGCAGGCCUACCGAACUAGCAGCGAAGCGAUAGGUUGAAGUAGUCCACAGCGCAACCUGAAGGACUCCACAGCACCGCGGACCAGCAUCGUUCUUAAAGCCUUAAUUAACUCAGUUCGUUUUGUUUUUCUUUUUUUAAAAAAACGCAGUGCCUCUCUCCCUUGCGAAGUUGAGUUCGAGAUCUCGUCUGGCCUAUUUGGGUACAUUUCACCAUAGAUCAGGCACUUGCGUGGAAGGGAGCAUUUCUACUUGUGGGGGGGCGGAAACGAGCAGAAUGUAUUAACUCCUCCAGCUCUGUUGUUUUCCUUCUCAAAUGUUUUUCACUUCUCAGAUCUGCAUUAUGCGACAGUAAGAAUUGCAAGCAAGCAAAAACCGUCUUCUCCGCUGCCUGCAGUUACUCUGCGCUGCUCAUUUCACUGUAGCUUUUUAAAGAAAAAGGACCACUGUAUAUGUAUAAACUCCGUGAAGGAAGAAUAAAACAGGCAAAAAAGCCAGUGAGGGUUCCUAUACAGAAACGUGGUGGUAUGUAGUGCAACUAGACUUCCUGAACUUGCCUUAUUAACCGUCAGGUACAUAAAUUAACUUAAAAAUAUGUUUCAGUUCUUUUAAAAGAGGCUACGGAACAGUUACAGUAAUGUGGUCAUGCUGCUUCUUAUCAGACUGUAAAUGAAUUGAGCUUGUGUGCUAUUUGCUUAAUCUUAGCUACUAGCCAAAUACUUUUUUUUUUUGCAUGUUCCAAGAUGUACAGAGAGAGAGAGAGACUGUCUUGAACGCAAAAGUUUUCACUUCACUGGCUUGUCGUGACACUUCUGAUAUCCUUUGUUCCUCAAAGGUUGGAGCUUGUCUCCCAGGUAAAAGGGAAUGGAAGAGAUAUUUAAAUAUUAGACUGGUAUCCUCUUUUGACUCUGCCCUCCUGGGUCUAGUUUUCUUGUCAUUUUGCUUCCCGCAGAGGGCCCAAGAUUGCCUCUUGUUCAAGCCCCAUUGAAACUUCAGAGUGGUGGCCUAGAGGCAGAGUUGGGCUCCGGUCAUUCCUAGGGUUUGCAAAGGUAACGUCGGACCCGUUGUGCCCGUUUUUGUUCCUCGGCAACUAAAAGAUACAGCUCUGUGUUCGGAACAACUGUUUACUGUUUGAAAAGAGGUCCAGACAUUGCUGCAUUUUUAACAUAUAGUUUUGCCUUCAUGUAACGUGGAGAACAGUGUGACGUGUCCGAAAUAUGGGGAGAAUGGAACGCAAGUCGGCUUGCCGUGUUCUCUUUAUAAAUAAAUUGAAUACCUGUGUAUUUUAA